This is a messenger RNA of Aspergillus puulaauensis, 960 nucleotides long. It is a transcript of the gene XYL1, whose product is annotated as aldo/keto reductase. Gene Ontology annotation, biological process: D-xylose catabolic process. Gene Ontology annotation, cellular component: cytosol. Bases 1 to 960 code for a protein of 319 amino acids. The transcript is spliced from 3 exons. Gene Ontology annotation, molecular function: D-xylose reductase (NADPH) activity. The record is from RefSeq and is a predicted model, not a curated record. Lineage: Eukaryota; Fungi; Ascomycota; Eurotiomycetes; Eurotiales; Aspergillaceae.
AUGACAACUCCCGCAAUUAAGCUUAACAGCGGAUACGAUAUGCCCAUUGUGGGCUUCGGUCUCUGGAAGGUGAACAAUGACACCUGCGCAGACCAAGUCUACGAGGCCAUCAAAGCCGGAUACCGUCUAUUCGACGGUGCCUGCGACUACGGCAACGAAGUCGAAGCCGGACAGGGCGUUGCACGCGCCAUAAAAGAAGGCCUCGUAAAGCGCGAGGAGCUCUUCAUUGUCUCUAAGCUCUGGAACAGCUUCCACGACGGUGACCGCGUCGAGCCUAUCUGCCGCAAGCAGCUCGCUGACUGGGCUGUCGACUACUUCGAUCUUUACAUUGUUCACUUCCCCAUCUCGCUGAAAUACGUCGACCCCUCGGUCCGGUACCCUCCAGGCUGGGACUCCGAGAACGGCAAGGUCGAGCUCGGCAAUGCCACUAUCCAGGAGACUUGGACGGCGAUGGAGUCGCUCGUCGACAAGAAGCUUGCCCGCAGUAUCGGGAUUAGCAACUUCAGUGCGCAGCUGCUCCUUGACCUGCUGCGCUAUGCACGCGUGCGUCCUGCAACGCUGCAGAUUGAGCACCACCCGUACCUGACUCAGACGCGGUUAGUGGACUUUGCGAAGCGGGAGGGGAUUGCGGUCACGGCGUACUCAUCUUUCGGGCCGUUGAGUUUCCUGGAGUUGGAGGUUAAGCAUGCGGAGAAGACGCCGCCGCUAUUUGAGCAUGACGUUAUCAAGGGCCUCGCGAAGAAGUAUAGCAAGACCCCGGCGCAGAUCCUUCUGCGUUGGUCGACGCAGCGUGGUGUCGCUGUUAUUCCGAAGAGCAACAACCCUACUCGCCUGGCGCAGAACCUUGAUGUUGUUGGCUUUGACCUUGAGCCUUCGGAGCUAGAGGCUGUUAGCUCUUUGGAUAAGGGUUUGCGCUUCAACGAUCCUCACAGCUACGAUUUGCCGGUUACUAUCUUCUAA